UUCACCCUCACUUCUUUUUCUUCGCCUUCGUCUUGGCUUCACCAAACCCUAAACCCUAACAUCGUUCAGAACGAUGUCGUCCCAGGUCUUCUCUCGGGUUUUCCCCAAAACCCUAACCUUAUCUUCCUUCUUCUCUCGCUCCAUCUCCACCGUACCUCCCUCCCUCUCCGCCCUCUCUUUCCUCCGCCGCCUCCGCCCUCUCUCCGCCGUCGCCCCCUCCCUACGCCACCACAUCUUCCCCUCCCUCCGCUUGUUCUCCACACGCGCCACGUCGUCCUCCCUCAAUGACCCCAACCCCAACUGGUCCAACAGACCCCCCAAAGAAACCAUCUUGCUCGAUGGGUGUGACUUCGAGCACUGGCUCGUCGUCGUGGAGAAGCCCGAAGGCGAUCCCACCAGAGAUGAAAUCAUCGACAGCUACAUCAAAACUUUGGCCAAGGUUGUCGGAAGUGAAGAAGAAGCUAGGAUGAAGAUAUAUUCGGUUUCAACUAGACACUAUUUUGCAUUUGGGGCACUUGUAUCUGAGGAGAUUUCCUACAAAAUUAAAGAAUUGCCCGGGGUUCGGUGGGUCCUUCCUGAUUCAUAUUUGAAUGUUAGGGAAAGGGAUUAUGGAGGUGAGCCCUUUAUAAAUGGGCAAGCAGUUCCUUAUGAUCCCAAGUAUCAUGAGGAGUGGGUUAGGAACAAUGCUCGUGCUAAUGAGAGGAACAGGCGCAAUGACAGGCCUCGUAAUGCUGACAGGUCAAGAAACUUUGAUAGGAGGAGGGAAAAUAUUGUGAACAGAGACAUGCAAGGUAGGCCUCCUCCUAUGCCAAAUGCUGGCCCUAAUAUGGCUGGUGCACCUCCAAGCAAUGCAGGUGGAUUCCCUCCCAACAAUGCAGGUGGAUUCCCUCCCAACAAUGCAGGUGGUUAUGGUCCUCCCAGCAACCCAGGUGGAUAUGCCCCUCCUCCCAGCAACCCAGGUGGAUAUGCCCCUCCUAAUGCAGGUGGGUAUGCUCCUCCAAGCAACAUGGGUGGGCCCCCUCCGAGCGGCCCAGGUGGUUAUGGCCCUCCAAAUGCAGGCGGAUAUAGUCCUCCCAAUGCAGCAGGUGGUUAUCCUCCCCCUAACAUGGGUGGAGCCCCUCCUCCUAAUAUGGGCAGACCCCCUCCUCCUAAUGCUGGGUAUGGUCCCAUGGGUGGUAUGCCGAAUAACUACACUGGCAACACAGGAGGGAUGCCACCAAAUCAGAACAUGGGAGGGUUUCCACCAAAUGCAGGAUGGUCAAAUAAUACUCCCAAUAGAGACACACCGAACAGGGAUGUAGGAGGAGCAGCUGGCGGGAACCCAUAUAAUGCAUGAGAUGUGAUAUGCAGAGAUUCUUGUUGCCAUUGUAGAUAAUAACGAAGAAUGGUGUCCAAGACAACGUAAGAGUUUAUGUCAUGUUUCUGAAGGAAUUAGAAUUUGUUAGUCUUCUUUUAUUGUUACUCGUACUCUACUUGCUAAUGAACCUGCAUGUUUUAUAUUUUAAGUUACAAUUUUUGAAGCUUAGAUAUGAUCAUUUUGUAUGGGAAUCUUAAGUCUAAUUUGUUAUAUGAUUUGCAGGCGUAUUUAAUGGGUAAUAAUAAAUGUUUAGUGUCUUACAGAGUCUUUAUUAUCCAAAACAGCAGAAAUAUGGUAGAAGCUGCUGGUU
This is a messenger RNA of Gastrolobium bilobum, 1667 nucleotides long. Its product is annotated as multiple organellar RNA editing factor 8, chloroplastic/mitochondrial. NCBI's taxonomy places the organism in Eukaryota, Viridiplantae, Streptophyta, Magnoliopsida, Fabales, Fabaceae. Gene Ontology annotation, biological process: cytidine to uridine editing; mitochondrial mRNA modification. The transcript is spliced from 4 exons. Bases 74 to 1336 code for a protein of 420 amino acids. Gene Ontology annotation, cellular component: mitochondrion. The record is from RefSeq and is a predicted model, not a curated record.